Molecule: messenger RNA, 414 nt
Organism: Angiostrongylus costaricensis
Lineage: Eukaryota; Metazoa; Nematoda; Chromadorea; Rhabditida; Metastrongylidae
Source: the annotation of a GenBank genome assembly
AUGGCAGGCGGCAAGGGCAAGGCCGGCAAGGAUUCCGGAAAGUCGAAGUCGAAAGUGAUUUCGCGGAGCGCUCGUGCAGGAUUGCAGUUUCCCGUUGGACGGAUCCAUCGCUUCCUGAAGCAAAGGACCACAUCCACAGGUCGUGUAGGAGCUACGGCUGCUGUUUAUAGUGCCGCCAUUCUCGAGUAUCUUACCGCUGAGGUUUUGGAGUUAGCUGGUAAUGCUUCUAAGGAUCUCAAAGUGAAAAGGAUCACUCCUCGGCAUCUCCACCUUGCUAUCAGAGGUGACGAAGAACUCGAUACGCUUAUCAAGGCAACUAUUGCUGGAGGAGGAGUUAUUCCACAUAUCCAUCGUUACCUAAUGAACAAGAAGGGCCAGCCGCAACCAGGACAAAAAGUCGCUCCACCGCCGUGA